AUGUUGACCCGUGCUCGAUCGUUGUUUUCACGUGUUUUUUCACUGGAUACGCCUUCGUCGCAAACUCGACUCGAUGAUGCCUUCGAUGAUAUCGACGACGAUGCAAGUGAUGACAAUGACAAUGACAAUAUUGUCGACGACGAUGACAUUGAAAAUUCAGCAAAUGAUAUCGACAACGAUGAUGGACUGAGUGAUACCGAUGAUGAAUGGUCGAACGGUUCGGCAACGAAAAACAAAGGCAAAUACGAAAGACAAAUCAAUGAAAGUCCGACCAAUUCCACAAUGACGACAAAAACGAAGUCGAACUGUCAUUACACGCGUUCUCAUGAGAAGCCGAAACAGAGGCGUUUGAUUAAUGCCAUGCAAAUAGCCACAUCACGUUGUAAUGUCGAAUCGAUGAAACGUCUAUUGAAUAAUUUUGAGAUCGAUAUUAACCAUCGCGAUCAGUACGGAAUGAGUUACUUAGAACAUGCAAUUCUCAUGGGAAGUUUUGAUAUGGUAGAUCUGCUUGUCAGAUAUGGCUGUGAUUUAUAUCAAGGUGAUUCAAGUGGUCAUUCGUAUUUGUAUGUGGCGAUCGAAACAACAACGAAUAAGUCCUUGCCAAUUAUUCGUCUUCUGCUUGAAUCGAAUUGUUCCUGUUUACGUUUGAUGGACAUUGUGUCACUAUCAUCUCCUCAACAAAUCAUUUACAUCAAUUCUCAAGAUUUCCUUCUGCUAAAUGCGCAUUUAUUAUUAAUAUUGAAAUAUCAUCUACGUCGAAUGGUUCUAAAUGAUGUUCUGAACCUCGUCACUUAUUUAGUUAAAACAAACAUUUUGCUUUGUAAAAACGAUGAACACUACGGUCUGAGUUCGUGCACGAAAACGACAUUAAACCAUUUUAAUUACGAUUAUAUUCAUCUGUUCAUUCGAGCACUCGGUGUUAAACAUGCAUUGAAACUCGAACAAAAAUUGCUAUGUGUACAAACAUAUCCAUCUGGUUUAAUCUCGGUCACAAAUGCUGAUCUACAGCCGUACACCAACCGGAUUCAUGAAUUGAUCAAACAAACGCCGGAAUUACGACAUUUGUGUCGAUUGUUAAUUCGACAAAACUUAAAGAAUUUCAAACCAUCGACAUUACAGUCAAUUGUUUUAACAGCAAAACUGCAAGACUACCUUUUAUACACACCAAUCUAA
Messenger RNA from Adineta ricciae, 1173 nucleotides. The record is from the annotation of a GenBank genome assembly. NCBI's taxonomy places the organism in Eukaryota, Metazoa, Rotifera, Eurotatoria, Adinetida, Adinetidae.